CGGUUAUAAUAUCGAGACUGGAUUUUUUGUGACUAACAACAUCAUCCCGCUUUCUCCUUGUGCGCGAAUACUCCGUGAAGGAUAGAAUCCUGUAGUUUGGACUUUCCUGUUGGAGGUCCUCUCACCAACACCAUUGGCUACACCCCUACACUCCAUUACGCUGAGAAAGUAUCGAUGAUGGCCUCUCCCGACGAGAUCAAGAUUGGCAACCUCACAGGAACCUUCAAAGUGAACAAAGGCUUGUCCGAUGACAUACUCCCCCUGUUGGAGCUGCAAGGGAUAAACUGGCUCAUUCGCAAAAUGAUGGCCGCCGGCGCUCCGACGCUUGUGAUUAAGGAAAUGAUCGAUGUCGAGGGGAAAGCGCAACUCGACAUCGAGUUAUCCGGCCCUGCCGGGAUCAAAGGCCAGGACCAGCGAGUUCUCGAUUGGCAGCCGCUCAAAAAGAGCAACGGUCCCUUUGGAUUGGUCGAAAAUCGGGGCCGUUACUAUUCCGGCAAGGUCGAGACCUUGAGCGCCCUGUCAGACGCAGACAUUGCGUUUCUGGACGCCGAAAUCCUUGCGGAUGGAUCCCCCAGCUCUUGGUUGGGAGAGGAUCAGCACUUGCAUACGGCCAUGGUCAGCCAGGAAGGCGGCUGGACGGCAGAGCAGACAUGGGGGUUCGAAAUCAUCGACGGAAAACGCUAUCAUACGAGACGCAGUAUCGUCACAAAGGAUGGGGGAUGCAAGCUAGGCCGUCUGGUGUAUGACUACAUGGGCUGAGAGUGACGGUUUCGAAUGUAGCAAGCGCCCAGCAGGUCAGCAUUACACAUGUGAGAAAGGGAAUGGAUAUCAGUGAAUUGAAGUUUUGAUAGCGUUACUUAGUACUACAAGUAGCACCUGCUUAUCAGAUGCAGCCCAGAGCCUUACCAUAUCUCCACUAGAUCGAAGGC
Molecule: messenger RNA, 929 nt
Organism: Exophiala xenobiotica
Lineage: Eukaryota; Fungi; Ascomycota; Eurotiomycetes; Chaetothyriales; Herpotrichiellaceae
Exons: 4
Coding region: 175-759 (194 amino acids)
Source: RefSeq, a predicted model, not a curated record